Messenger RNA from Oppiella nova, 240 nucleotides. The record is from the annotation of a GenBank genome assembly. Lineage: Eukaryota; Metazoa; Arthropoda; Arachnida; Sarcoptiformes; Oppiidae.
AUGUUUCGCAAAUGUAAUCCCUUCACAAACACAUACACACAUGACAGGGGGUGCGGGGGUGAGCCCUCCCCUCCACCUACAGCUAUACCCCGUACACCUCCCCCGGGAUGUCACGCAGCGUUACUGAAUUACGAUUCAAUAGAAAUGAUCCAGUUCAAUUUGUCCCAAGAAAUCGACUCAAACGGAGACAAUUACGAAGACCUGCUCAGCGAUGACCCGAAUAAAUGUCUUCAGACAGUA